This is a messenger RNA of Drosophila biarmipes, 1028 nucleotides long. RefSeq lists its product as uncharacterized. The transcript has 3 exons. The record is from RefSeq and is a predicted model, not a curated record. NCBI's taxonomy places the organism in Eukaryota, Metazoa, Arthropoda, Insecta, Diptera, Drosophilidae. The coding region runs from base 217 to 648 and encodes 143 amino acids.
GCGGCGGAACGUUGGGCGUUCUGCUCACUGAAAGGGCCGUCGGCAGCCGCUGCUUCUGCUGGCGUCGCCGCAGCAGAGCGGCCAUUAUCCUGCAGGAGGCUGCGACCUGGUCCCUGGGCCGUGCAAUUAACAUGGCUGCGGAGCAAGCGAAAGCCGAAGGGCCAGCAGCGCCAGAAAUUCUACAAAAACUCGGUGCCAAAGUGUUCAAAUACGGGGAUGCGUCUUCCCAGCAUAUAUUGGUUGCCCAUCUUGCAGAACCCAAGUCAGUUGGAUUUAAGGCUGCCCUCCGAGCAGGACGCACGAACUACGUCGGAGCAUCUGCCGGAGCUCCCCCUCCCCUCGUCCUCCUCCGGCCAUUACUCAGCAGUCUUAGCAGGGCUUAGUGCUGAAUCACCGGCCGCCUCGUUACCGAUAUACCAAUUUACCCAUUACCCGUUUGCCGAUUUGGAGCAGGAACGAGAGGGCUUAAGAAGUGGCGCCCAACGCUGGGCCCUGCUUCUUCCACUGGCGACGGCGAUCCAGGCCGCGCACCCAUUUUAUCGACGCGAAGAAAGUGCCGUAAUCCGCGGGCAAUCAAUUAGAUACAAGCGCACUAAGCACUCCCGAAGACAUCGCUGUAUCUUAUCUUAUCGCCGCUUCUUCCGAUAAGGUCGGGCCUUACUUUCCGCACUCUGCUUUUUCGGACUACUGCCUAAUCUCGGGGCCCUCGGUGAGGUCUUGGCUUCAGUUGGUUUCCAGAGGCGAGGGCGAAGACAACACGGAGCUGGCACCGCGGCGGCAAGGCUUCCGUGACUCUCCGGACACGGACACGGACGCGGUCUCGGAGACGGAGACCUCGCGAAUGCCUCCAUUUAAUUGGCAGGGCCCCGCGAGCUUUGUAAUCACAUUUAUGGGUCAUCCAUAAUUUCGAAAGGAAUAAAGCAAGCGCUUGUAUAGUCGCGGGCAUCGCCGCAUCACGUGUGGCACGAUAAAUAUAAUUUGCCGAGGCGCAUGUAAUUGCCGCUCCGCCUAAAUUACCCCGCCCUGUA